AUGUUCUAUCAAUCAGUACUUGUGUUGGUCUCAUGUCUUCUGGGUAUAGUUCUCGUAGCUGCAUUUCCGAUAGAAAUUAAAAAUAUUGAAUACCUAUUCCCUCCGCAAAAUACAAUACUCUCCGGCGAUCAGCCAAAUCGCUAUGAGACGAAAAUUGAUCGGCAAGUGGGCGAUUCAGAGGAGGAGGAGAAAAUCCGAAAGGAUUGCAUUCGAAAACAAAACGCUGAUGCACCAGAAUCGACGUCCUCGGAAGACACGACAUCACCCCCAUUCGUGACUUCAGAUGACAACGGUGGAUCAUCGUUUAACGACACAACUCCCCUAAACGGGACGAUUGUAGACGAUCCAAUGGAAGUGAAAAUCUACCGGCCCGAGUGUGAUGAUUGA
Messenger RNA from Caenorhabditis remanei, 387 nucleotides. RefSeq lists its product as uncharacterized. The transcript has 4 exons. The record is from RefSeq and is a predicted model, not a curated record. The coding region runs from base 1 to 387 and encodes 128 amino acids. NCBI's taxonomy places the organism in Eukaryota, Metazoa, Nematoda, Chromadorea, Rhabditida, Rhabditidae.